CUGGGUUUUCGUAAGAGAUAACGUUUUAUCGCUGGCACUAAAAUGGCGACAGCUAUAGCAGUUAAACAGAAUGUUGGAAAUUGGUCGAAAAUGUUUCCUAAUGAGCUAGGAGUCGAACUUCAGUCCCUGGUUUUUAUAAAAAAGCUGUUUGCGGUUGCGGUAUCUUAUGUUUUGUAUUUCAGGGAUAUUUUUCCUGAAUCCGCUUUUCAUGACAAACAACUGGAAGGAAUCGAGCUAAAGAUUUUGAAAGAAAGCUCUAUCUUACCUGCCUCUUCAAAAAUAGUUUAUUGGCUUAAGGGUUGUUUCGAUGCCAUCGACCGUCAUUUUCUUAAAUCAGCGACCAUUGCGCUUUAUUUGUCGGACAAAGAUUUACAUCCCAGCAAAAUUUGUGAAUAUAACAUCAUUGAGUCCUAUUGUUUCAGACUUUCUUAUGGCCAGGAGAAGCUAUCACUUGAUUUAAAAACUGAAAACAAAAGAGAACCCAGCACUAUAUGCGAGAUCUCAAACUGCUCUGAAAUUGAAGUACGGAAUGCUACUUUGAAUCUACUCAAAAAUAUUCGAACUGCUGGAGAAAGAUUAUCCAAGUUACCAUCGGAACUAAUGAUAACGAUGAAACUGCAGUAUUAUGACGAAGUUACUCCAGAGAGUUACGUUCCUCCUGGAUUCAAGCAUGCAGAUAAUGUCAUUUUCAACUUUGAAGAAGAUAACAUUAAUAUACGGCUCGGUAAUGUGAAAACUGCUCACCACAGCAUCAAAAUGCACAUACAGACUAGUCGACGAUUAUUAGCCGGAUCUGUAAAAUCUACUAAAUCAACACAAGAAGAUGAGAGCAUCCAUGAACUUUCGUUAGGUUCUCUGGAUGCGAGUAAAGUGAAUGAAAACGAUGACCUCACUUUAUCAUUUCAACAACAAACACUAAGAUCUGAUGAAAAUGAAUUAGAAAGUUAUGAAGCUCGCUGCCCAUGUGGAGUAAAUAAGGACGAUGGCGUGAUGAUUUUAUGUGAUGGAUGUGAUAAAUGGCAGCAUGCUGUUUGCUUUCGAAUUCUACAAGAAGGAGACGUUCCUACAUCACAUGUUUGUGAGAUCUGCGCUAAAUUGAAGCCUGAACUUCUUCAAACCGGAGGAAUCACAGAUGAAACUAUUCAGAAUUUGGGUGUUGAAGCCAGAAAGGCCACUUGUCUCUUUCGACGUGUAUUAGCACUGUGUCUCAACGAAGAUUCAGUCUCACCCGCUUUUAUAGCUAGAAGUCUUGGAGUAGAGUAUACCGUGGCUCGUGGAUUAUUCAAUCGUUUAAUCAAGGAGCAAGUUAUUAAAGGAGCAGGACCGCGAAGAGGUGAAAAGCUUGUUGAAAAAGAAUAUCUAGAAAAUAUUGUGUGUCCACGUUUUUUCUCUUGCAUUAGUUUGCACGAUAAAACAUCAGUGGUUUCCCCUCAAAUGUUAACGUCUCAAAAAUCUACUACAAUUCGACGGACACCUGGGAAACGCGCUCACGGUGCAUCAAAGUCUGUAUCAGAAAAGGAAUACGAUGAGUUAUUCAAUCCCAGCCAAGAUUCUAGAGCAUCACCAACAAUUAGUAAACGAAGAAAAAUGGAUAUGGCGAACACACCCAUAAGCGUAUCCCGUCAAUGAAAAUGCAUUUCCCGAUGUUGUUUGUUAUUGAAUUGCGUUUAUAUUACAAUCAAAUUUUACGGAUAAAAAUAUAGAAUUUACAUAAUGUUCUACAAGCAAAUAUACAUUUAAUAUGAAGAAAUAUUUUUUUAAAGAUAACAAACACAAUUAUUUUCACUAGUUAGGCAUAAAAAUACGAAGUUAUUUUUCACGAGUUGACUAGCACAAGCUUUUCAGAAAACAGAGGUUAAUGCUCGGUAGAUAACGGAAUACAAUAAAUUCACUUAGGUAAUUCGGCGAAACUUUACAACUAAUUAAAAUACUACAAUUUGUGAACUGCAGCAGCUUUUGUUUGUCACAAAGUUUUUGUGCUUAUCAUAUCUCGGAUAGGUGUACCCAGAUUACGCUGCGAAAUGAGACCAAAUGAUCCAGGCUCAGUCAUUCACCUUAAUAAUUAUGUAAUUAUGUAAUAAUUCACUUGCCAAGUGCAAAGUUAUGCGCUCACCUUUGUGUCAGACUGCUUUUGUGAGAACUAGUGAUGCUACCUAGCAUCCAUGGCGAAGUAUUUAUUUAUUUAUUUGAACAC
Molecule: messenger RNA, 2194 nt
Organism: Schistosoma curassoni
Lineage: Eukaryota; Metazoa; Platyhelminthes; Trematoda; Strigeidida; Schistosomatidae
Source: the annotation of a GenBank genome assembly